Messenger RNA from Nicotiana tabacum (common tobacco), 1388 nucleotides. Its product is annotated as serine/threonine-protein kinase-like protein At5g23170. The record is from RefSeq and is a predicted model, not a curated record. Lineage: Eukaryota; Viridiplantae; Streptophyta; Magnoliopsida; Solanales; Solanaceae. Gene Ontology annotation, biological process: protein phosphorylation. Gene Ontology annotation, molecular function: ATP binding; protein kinase activity.
CAACAGAAAGAAUAUGCUCAUUUCAUAAUAACCAAAAUAUGGUUUCCAACAACCAAAGUUUCUGAUUUUCAUUAUAUCUUCUUGUCAAACAAGAGGAAGCAGCAGAAGGUCUAGAUGAGAAAAAAGGGUAUUUGGGAGAGGAAAAAAAUGAAGGUAUUUGAGUAUGAAAAGCUUGAAAAAGCCACAGAAAACUUCUCAAAAUCAAGACUCAUUGGUAAAGGAAGCCAUGGAUGUGUAUACAAAGGAAUUCUAGAAGAUGGUAAAAUCAUAGCCAUAAAGAAGCAAUCAUUAGGACUUCAAAAAAUUCAAGACUACUCCAAACUAGAAAAUGAAGUAAGUAUUUUAUCAUCUCUGUCCGAAAACUCUUUCAUCGUUAAUUUUCUUGGAACGAGUAAUAAUAACUCGGCCAAGAAUGAAACUUUUCUUAUCAUGGAAUACUUGCCAAAUGGCACUCUACAUGAAAUGCUACAUGCAAAAAUCGUCCCUCCUCCUUGGCCUAAACGUGCCCAAGUGGCAAUUCAAGUAGCUAAAGCAAUCGAAUUUCUUCACCAAACUAAGCCUUCAAUUGUUCAUAGAGAUAUUAAAUCUACUAAUGUUUUGUUUGAUUCAAAUUGGAAUGCUAAGUUAGCUGAUCUUGGACUUGCCCUAAGGAUGAAAAAUGAUUGUGAAGAUGAUGAUCCCUGCUCGCCGAGUCAUCGUUCCAACUCGGUAACUCGACCUGCUGGCACGAUCGGAUACUUAGAUCCCAGUUACACCAAACCAAGCAAAUUAAGCACAAAAAAUGAUAUAUUUAGUUUUGGUGUAUUACUCCUGGAGAUUAUGUCUUCAAGAAAAGUGAUCGAUGUCUCAAAAUCACCAGUUUCUAUAGUUGAUUGGGCAACAACAUUGAUUAAAGAGGGACGUGAUUUGGAAAUUUGUGACAAAAGAAUGCAUGUGCCAUGGUAUAUGGAAGGCACGAUAAAGAACAUGUUACGCAUUGCUACACGUUGUGUUUCUACAAAGAAAAUAACUCGACCUUCAAUCCAAGAAAUUGUGAUGGAAAUGGAGAAUGUGAUAGUAGAGCCAACUAAAUAUCCUUUGUGGAAUAUAUUACGUAGCCUUACACUUUUGAAAAGGAAACGAAAAAGAUGCAGAAAAGAUUGCAGUAUUAUUACUACCACAGUUACCAAGACUUGUGCACAACAUGAAGGGAAGGUACAAAAGGAUAUGUCAAGACGGACGUUGUUGAUUAGGGAGAUAUUGGCAGAUAAAGUCAUGCAGUAGACGCAUGGGUGGAUCCAGAAUAUUUAUUAUAAAUUUACUAAUUUUACUUUGUUUCGUGUUAAAAUUAGUUGUUUCAUUUCAACUUAUUAGCAAAUAAUGCAAGUGAUGAGAAUAAUUGGAUGUUU